Eufriesea mexicana is the source of this 1440-nucleotide messenger RNA. It is a transcript of the gene Rim2, whose product is annotated as replication in mitochondria 2. The record is from RefSeq and is a predicted model, not a curated record. Gene Ontology annotation, molecular function: pyrimidine nucleotide transmembrane transporter activity. The transcript has 6 exons. Gene Ontology annotation, biological process: pyrimidine nucleotide import into mitochondrion. Gene Ontology annotation, cellular component: mitochondrion. The coding region runs from base 185 to 1297 and encodes 370 amino acids. Lineage: Eukaryota; Metazoa; Arthropoda; Insecta; Hymenoptera; Apidae.
UGUUAUUCUUCGUGCUUUUUCAAGUCAAUUAUUGAAACAAGAAUCGAAUUAUACUAUCGGCAUAAUAAAUUACUACCGUUAAACACAGUUUUUUACGUUUCACGCGUGUGAAUCUGUUAGUGUUCUUUCCGUUCUGUCUUUUCUUAAAGUUCAUGAUCCAAGAGUGACAGAAUCGAGUGGAAGAAUGUUUAAUCGCGAUACCGCGAUACACCUCGUUGCUGGAGGAGUGGCUGGAACAACUGGUGCUAUAGUUACCUGUCCUUUAGAAGUGGUCAAAACGCGUCUACAAUCCUCAUCCUCCGGUUUCUAUCCACCUCCGAUAAACAAGGAACUUACUUCUGGUCAUGUCACGUGUAAAAGUUUCCCAAAACCGGAACAAAGGAGGAGGUUAUGUACUGGAGGUUAUACAAGGCAUGCUUUAAUUGCUUUCUCCCACUUUGGCGCAUCCGCUUCUUCAGGAGGGUCUCCUCACAGUCACUCCGCGCCUGGUGUAUACCAAUGUAUCAGAUAUAUCGUUCAGAAUGAGGGUAUGCGUGCCCUGUUCAAAGGAUUGGGUCCUAAUCUCAUAGGGGUUGCACCGUCCAGGGCAAUUUACUUCUGCGCCUACUCGAAAAGUAAAGUCACCUUCAACGCGAUUUUUCCCCCAGAUACCGCUCUGGUACAUGUGUUCUCUGCAUUCUGCGCUGGUUUCGUGGCAUGCACGUUGACAAAUCCUAUUUGGUUUGUGAAGACCAGGCUACAGCUGGACCAUCGAACAAACAAAAUCACUACGAAGGAGUGUAUGGAAAGGAUAUAUCGCCAAUCGGGUAUCCUAGGAUUCUACAAAGGCAUUAUGGCCUCUUACAUAGGAAUAAGCGAGACUGUGAUACAUUUUGUGAUCUACGAGGCUGUGAAAGCUUCUUUAGCAGCAUACAAAACUACUGGCACAAACAAUCGCAAAACAUUACGCGAUUUCUUAGAAUUUAUGGCGGCGGGGUCGUUUUCAAAAACGAUCGCUUCUACCAUCGCUUACCCCCAUGAAGUAGCAAGAACGAGACUUAGAGAGGAAGGUACUAAAUACCAGACUUUCUGGCAAACGUUGAGCACUGUCUACGCUGAAGAAGGGUUACAUGGUUUAUAUCGCGGUCUUGGUACACAUCUGAUCAGGCAAAUCCCAAAUACAGCAAUCAUAAUGGCAACGUAUGAAGCGGUGGUAUACCUGCUGAGUAGGCAUUUUCACCAACACUCGUUAAAUAUGAGCAAUGGAAGUGAAUCUAAGUUCUACACAGAUCCGAAGAGCAAACGGGAACUAGCCUAGGACUUACUCACAGCCCCUGAGUAAAGGGCAAAUAGCUCCCAUUAUGUGAUGAAUUCUAAAGUUGCAUCUGUUCAAAAAAGAAAGCAAACAAAAUGAACAACAAGAACAACAGCGCCGUCCAAGAGAGCGUCCAGACACCGAAA